AUGCUCGCCGGCACUCUCCAGUCACCAAGCAGUAAACCUAUUACCAAAGAUGCGAUUCAGAAGUCAGGGGAGCGCACUUGCACCACUGGCAGCGGUGGCAAGAAGCUGGUCCAGACACGUCUACCCUUCAAGCUGAUCACCCCGGUGGCAUCAACAGCCACUGGUGGCACCUUAGCAGUAUCAGGGGCAGAAGGAGCCCCCACCUCUGCUACGUCUUCCGGUACUUCGGCCCUGCCCGAUGGAGAUGCCCUGGCAUCGGAAGAGUCGCCGCUGCCGAAGGAGCCGCGCAAGCGAAGACUCUCGUACAGCGAGGAAAAGAGCAGCAAUGAUGACACCUCGGAGCUCGAACAGCAGCGGCGCUCCAACAGCAAAGAGAACCUGGCCGUGGGCGUGGCUGGGGCUGCGGCUGUGGGAGCUGCUAAGAAGUCGAAGAUCUUGGAAGUGCUGGACAUGGCCGAGGAAAUCAUCGAACUGGACGACGAUGACGACGCAGACGAAGACAUUGAUGAGAAGGAGAAGCCCGAGGAGAAGAAAUCCUCAGCUCCAGCUCUGGCUGGUGCCAAAGCGAAGAUUCAGAUCAAGCCGAAGGCCAAGCCCAAGACCAAGCCCGGAGAGAAGGCCCCUUCAUCGCCCAUACAAAUCAAGCUGCCGCUGCUGAGCAAACGCGGCUCCAAGCGCCGAAAAUCUGUGAAGGAAUCGGAGGCAGCAACCCCCAAAGAGACUGCCCCGUCGACAGCGACAGCGGUGCUUAACGCGGUGGAGAAGAUCACGGCAGAGGUGCUACAAACUGUGGAAGAGAUUACGGAGGAGAAGAAUAUCAAGGAGAAGAAGAACAGAGGACAGAAAACAGAACCGAAGACCAAGGAUGCCCAAACAUUGACAAGCAGCAAGCAGGAGGAUCAGCAAAAGGCCGAAAAGAAAAAGGCACCGAAUGCCAAGAAGCACGACUCCAAAUCGUUGGAAAAAGGUACAAAAGAAGAAACCGAGCUGAGCACAGAGCGGGCCACAAAGGAGGAUUCCUCCCUGAAGGAGGAUAUGAGCAAAGCGGAUCUGGAGAUUACGGAGAAGAGCAGCAAGGAGCAAGAGCAGCAAUCGGAAGUGCAGCAGAAGAGCCACAAAGAGGUGAAGCAAACGACAGUUGAGAAAAGAGAGGAUGAGACAGAAAGCAAGGACGAUUCCCCCGACGAUGAUGAGGUGACGAUCCUCUCUAGCAGCGACAGUGACCGCGAGAAGUCCGAUCAGUCCAGCACCGACCAUGAGAUGGAGAUGGACACAGACACACCCGACAGGAGGGCGAACGGAGGCAAGGGAAAGGCUCCCAGAAGAAAGAGCGUCCAUGACAUGGACGGUGUCGACGGUGGCGGAGACCUGAAGGGCCAGGCGCUGACGCCCAAGCAGCAGCGACUGUUUGAGCAGCGGCGCAAGGCGCGCGAGGAGAAGGAGCACAAGCUGCAGGAGGAGCGCCGCCUCAAGCAGCAGGAGAAGGAGCAGCGCGAGCAGCAGCGCAAAGUGGAGCGUGACCAGAAGGAGGAGCAGCGGCGCAAGGAACGCGACGAGAAGGAGGAGCAGCGGCGCAAGGAGCGCGAAGAGAAGGAGCGCAAGCGCCAGGCCGAGGUGGACUCGAAGAACGAGGAGAAGCGCAAGCGCAACGAGGCCAAGGAGGAGGUGCAGCGCAAACGGGACGAGGAGAAGCGUCGCAAGGAGCACGAGAAGGAGGAGGCCGAGCAGAAAAAGAAGCGCGCCGCCGAAUCCUUCACCAAGUUCUUUGUCCAGAAGCAGCCCAAGGGCCCAGGCACAGGCGACGCCUCCGUCGCCACGCUGGAGCAGGAGCAUACCAGCUGCGAAAGCACCAAAAUGAGCUGCCAGUCGCUGGCCUUCCGUCCCUUCCAGGUCAAGGACGACAUGUUGCUGGCCCCCGUCGUGAGGGCCUCCCUUGGCGGCCUGCAGCGCUCCCAGCUGGAUGGCCUUUUCCGCGAGCGCAAUGAGGAUGCAUCGUCGUCGGAGGAGGAGCACGAGAACAUAGGCCGCCGCAAGCGCCCCAACCGCGUCCAGCUGUACCUCGCGGAACUGGCAAAAGGCACACGCCAGCCGCUCAAGAUGCAGCGCGAUAUUCGGCUGCAGCGGCGCACCAAAGAGGAGGAGAGCGAGGAAGAGGUCCAGGUGAUAGAUGAUCUGACCAAUGCCGGCACGCCCAUUGUGCAGGAGGAGCAGGCCAAGCAGAUGCCCAGGAUGCGGGCCAAGUAUCUGAUGUUCGCCGACAAUCGCCGGCCUCCGUACUACGGCACCUGGCGCAAGAAGAGCCAGUCCAUCUGCGCCCGUCGCCCCCUGGCCCAGGACAAGGUGCACUUUGACUACGAAGUUGACUCGGACUGCGAGUGGGAGGAGGAGGAGCCGGGCGAAUCGCUGAGCGCCAGCGAGGACGAGAAGGAGCGCGAGUCCGAGGAGGAGUCCGAAGAGGAGUACAACGAGUGGUAUGUCCCCCAUGGCCAUCUCAGCGACGAGGAGCUGCAGAACGAUGGCGAAAUGGAUGACGGGCAUACGCGCGAGGCCCAGAAGGCCAAGCUCCAGGUUCUGCAGCAAGAGUUCGCCCAGGAAAUGAAGAAGCAGACCAGGAAGAUCAAGCCACGGCUCCUCGGCCCCGUCUGGCUGGACGAGAACGGCAACAAGUCGCAGCUGUGUCCGCCCGUCUUCAUUCAGACCAUCGACAUGUACGGCAGCUGGCAACUGGAGCCGAUCAGCCUGGAGCCGCCACCGGAGACGGUGCGGGAGGAGGCGACUAGCACCGCCCCUCCCAGCCCCCUGCAGCUGGACGAGCGACUGCUGCAACAGCUGGUGCGGCUCACGCAUGGCAAUCGCAACGCCAAGGCCUUCCUGAUCUCUGAAUACCUGGAGUACCUGAAGACGCAGACCAGCCAGGAGGCGCAGCUGCUGCCGUCGAAGGCCCUGAUCCGCGAGAAGUUCGAUGAGCUGGCCACCUGGUCGACAAUGGAGCUAUCCACCCCAGACGCCGCAGCGGGCAGCAGUGCCAAGAAAUCGAAGAAGCCCAAAAAGCGCCUCUGCUGGAUGGUCGGCCCCGAGAUGCUCGAGAAAUUCCAGCUGGCCGAGCUCUCGGUGCAGAACCAAUGGGAGUACACGCUCACCCCCAAGAUCACCGAAUCGGAGACUCCGCCACAGCACGAGCUCAGUCCCCCCGCCGAGCCCGAGGUACCGGUCAAGCAGGACAAGGAAUCGCCGGUGGCCCCCGUGGACGCUUCGAGCACGCCCAGCACUCCGACGCAGGUAGCCCCUAAGAAGCGGGUCGCCCUGAUAUCCGGGCCCCGGGAACUGCCCAGCCCCGCCGCCUCGAAGAACGGCCUCAUCAGUCAGUUCCUGCGCCGCCAGAGCGAUGCGAGCCCCAGCACCAAAGCGAGUCCGAAGAGGCCCACAGCCACAGCCAAGGCCAGUGCGGCCGAAGCCGAGUCGGAGGUGGUGCUGCUGCUCUCCGACUAG
Drosophila persimilis is the source of this 3489-nucleotide messenger RNA. RefSeq names its product chromatin assembly factor 1 subunit A-B (gene Caf1-180). The transcript has 4 exons. Lineage: Eukaryota; Metazoa; Arthropoda; Insecta; Diptera; Drosophilidae. Gene Ontology annotation, cellular component: CAF-1 complex; nucleus. Gene Ontology annotation, biological process: nucleosome assembly. The record is from RefSeq and is a predicted model, not a curated record. Bases 1 to 3489 code for a protein of 1162 amino acids.